AUGGUUUACACCGGAUUUGGUUUACAGCAGAUAGCCCACCCUGACGAUCGGCCAUUCAGUGAGUUGACACCCGAUGAGCAGGGUGAAAGAGGUGCUCAAAUGAUGGUGAACUUUAUGACCUCAUGCCCCGGUAAAUUCGCUAUAAGUGGUAUAACAGGGUUUGCACUUGGUGGUGUUUUUGGGCUUUUUAUGGCAUCAAUGGCGUACGAUACUCCCUUGCAUACUCCGACCCCUGGGGGACUUAAUACUGCACAACAAAUGGCUGACCUGCCGUUAAAACAACAGGUGAAGAUACAAUUUGCAGAUAUGGGUAAGAGAGCUUACUCUAGUGCCAAGAAUUUCGGUUAUAUUGGUAUGAUUUAUUCAGGCGUGGAGUGCGUUGUGGAGUCUACGAGAGCGAAGAGUGAUAUAUACAAUGGGUUGACUGCAGGUUGCAUAACGGGAGGAGGUCUAGCUUACAAAAGUGGUCCGCAAGCAGCGGUAGUUGGAUGUGCUGGUUUUGCAGCCUUUUCUGCUGCCAUUGAUCUGUAUAUGAGAAGUGAGGAUGGAAGACCGCCUAAGAAUGAUUUUAACGAUUAA
Messenger RNA from Torulaspora delbrueckii, 579 nucleotides. It is a transcript of the gene TIM22, whose product is annotated as translocation channel protein TIM22. NCBI's taxonomy places the organism in Eukaryota, Fungi, Ascomycota, Saccharomycetes, Saccharomycetales, Saccharomycetaceae. Gene Ontology annotation, biological process: protein insertion into mitochondrial inner membrane. Bases 1 to 579 code for a protein of 192 amino acids. The transcript has a single exon. The record is from RefSeq and is a predicted model, not a curated record. Gene Ontology annotation, cellular component: TIM22 mitochondrial import inner membrane insertion complex. Gene Ontology annotation, molecular function: transmembrane protein transporter activity.